Chara braunii is the source of this 3180-nucleotide messenger RNA. NCBI's taxonomy places the organism in Eukaryota, Viridiplantae, Streptophyta, Charophyceae, Charales, Characeae. The record is from the annotation of a GenBank genome assembly.
GAUUAUGGUCACCAAGGGAAGUGGGGGUGUGAGGAGGCUCUGAAGAGAGGGGCGGGGGGCCUGUGAACCACUGCGCGCCGGAUGCUAUGCGGUGGGCCCUUUCACACGUGGCGCUUACCCCGACGUUGUUUUCUGCCACGUUUUUCGUUCGGUGCGCGCCGCUUUUGUUCUCCGGCCAGAUGACUGUUGGGAAAUCCCUCCCUCCCAUCAGUCUAGUAGGUAUUAGGUGUCUGAGAAUCAAUCGUGAGAGUAGCUGGCAUCGCCGUCUUCUCGGACUGGAACACAGAUCAAGAGCAUCCCACGUGGCAGAUCUUCCACGUGUCUGCCUUAGACGAUCGCCACUUGGCAAAUCAACCGUUGCCGACGUAGCAGCAGAUAGACCGGGUUCCCUGCAUCAAGUCCGUUCUCUUCUCGCGCAGGAUUUGCUAUUCGGUCAUCGUGCCACGUCACGGAUCCAUUCUCCACGUGGCACAUGUACCGAUUUCUCAGCUUUGGACCGAUUAGACAGAGGAGGAGGAGGAGGAGGAGGAGUAGAUUUGUGGGGAUGGCGGGGGCUGUGGAGGAGGACGUCGACCGCUGGAUGUUCCAUUGACCGGUCGUUCCCAGGUCUGAGGGGAUCGGUCGGUGGCAGCAACUGUUGCAAGGUCGGGACGGAGAGAGGGGUGUGGCCCUCCCGGCAUCACCAUUCUCUGCCCCGCCACGUGUCCAAUUUCAGACUCCAGAAUCGGGACAGCAUAGACCAGGAGGAGGAGGCAAAGGAGGCUGAAGAGGAUAUGGAGGAGGAGGAGGAGGGUGGGUUCCGUGUUCAGCAAGGCGGGGUACAAGCUGCCGGAAGCAGAACGGAGAUGGGAGAUGUAGAGAAGAGAGAGGGGGAGGAGCGUAGGUCUCCUCUUCGCCCCGACCGAGGGCGAUUGCAAUCCCGACGAAGAAAGGACCUGGAAGAGAGAAGGAAGGAGGUGGAGGAGAGGAGGAGGAAGAAGGAGGAGGAGGCAGAGCAGCAGGGGAGGCUUUUGUUUGUUCAGAAGAUGAAUCCCGUCACGGGUGUCGUUGAAUGGCAGACCGUUCAUUUGGAGGAUAAGAUAGAAGGUUGCUGGGAUCGGGAUGCAGACCCGACUCAGGUUAUCGCUAGAUCGUCCUACUUGGACAUGCUAAACGACAAAAAACGGAACGAGGAUUUCAAUCGAGCAAUCCAGAAGGCCGUGCGCAGUGGGGACCAUGUUCUAGACAUUGGCACAGGAACAGGACUGUUAGCGAUGAUGGCCUGCCGCGCAUUGCAGCAAUGUCGUCCCUCAAGAAAAGGAGAAAUUGCAGCACACGAAGCUCAGCGAGACACAGGUCGCGGCUCUGAUGUUGACACUGUAGGGGAUGGAAACGAUCUGGUGACGGCGUGCGAAUCGUUCCCGCCAAUGGCCACCUUGGCUUCUCGAGUUGUAUCAGCAAAUGGGAUGUCUAAUCAGAUACACAUCGUCUGCAAACGCUCAGAUGAACUGCAAGUCGGAUUGGGUCUGGACAUGCCCAGGAAAGCAGAUGUGCUGGUUUCUGAAAUUCUUGACUCCGAACUUCUUGGCGAAGGCCUGCUGCCGACUCUUCGCCAUGCGUGGGAACAUCUUCUGAGACCCGGAGCAAGGACUGUGCCAAGCAGGGCCAUCAUUUAUGCUCAGGUAGUAGAAAGCGAGGAUUUGUGGCGACUUCACGACCUGCGGGGAGUGGAAGACAUUCUUGCCGAUGGAGUCCGCAUAACAAAGCCGCGGGGAGAGAACGAAGGUCUUUGUGGGUGUGUUGUGACACUGGCAUUUGCCAUGCACAUCGAUGCACUUGGUGAUGCUAUCCGCCCUUUGGUAAGCAUAAGAGUGGUGGAUAUAAUGCUUGAAGAGUCUCAAGACUCUGAAGACACAUGAUGUCCUCCUUGGGAAAGCCGUCGUGUAAGAAGGAUGAUCCGCUCAACCUCGGCUGGAACAGCUCAUGCCGUUGUCUCAUGGUGGGUCCUCUUUUUGGACGAUGACGGUGACGUACGUUAUAGCACCGCAGCUCGGCGCUGGAUGAAGGAUGAGACAAAGUUGGAGGAUGAGCAUCGUUCGGAUUCACCAACGGAUGGCGACUCUACAUGGCGCGAUCACUGGAAGCAGUGUGUGCAUUUCUUGCCUGGAAGAGGACUGCCAGUUUCUGACGGAGGUACACUGGAGGUGUCUGCCGCUCAUGAUGAUCUUCAUGUCUGGUACUCUCUGAACCACAGUGAUGUACCAAGUGAUGUUAGGGACCAUGAGCUCGACCAUGAUGAGUCUGACAAUGUAUUGGACUGUGCUUCUGGCAAAGACGAAGAGGUGGUCGCGGCAACAACUGGAAGCACGGAGCGUAUGAUGCCAGUGGAGAAUCCAUGUACAUCUCCUGCUGAGUGUUCUUGUGGCAUUCACAUGCUGUUUAAACCUGAGAGAAUUGCAGUGAUGGGAGAUCCUCUUCGCCGCAAGACUGUGAGGAAUGCUUUAAAACAGAUCAAAAAGCGGCAGGUUGUUCGUCAUUGCGUUGUUGUGGACGGAAGCGUGUUCUUUUCUGCAGUGAAGGAGCUGCACGAUCCAGCAAUGCCCAUGACGAUGACAGUAUUGGCGAAUUCUCCUCUUGACAGUCGGGAUGGAGAUCGUUCAAAAGUUGUGAUGGAGAUGGCCAAUUAUAUGAAAAGCGAUGGCUUGAGAGUCAAACAGCUGGGGAAGAGAGCAGGAGAGGUGACGCAAGCCGAUUUUAAAAACCUCAAGGUUGAUCUUGUACUUGGUGAACCGUACUAUGCUGGAUGCGAAGGAGGACUGCUUUGGCUGCUACGGUUUUGGCAUGACAGGUCCGCAAUUGCCGCUCACUUAUCCGAUAAUGCAGCUACAUUACCCUGCAAGGCUGUUCUUCGAGGCGCUGCUGCCUACCUGCCGGAUCUGUGGAGAAGCCGGAUGAGUCUCUCCAGCGUAGAAGGCUUUGAUCUAUCGGCAGCGAACCAUUUACUGGGAGCUUGCAGCUUGUCGCCAGAGCCACCAGAAGGCGCAGAGAGCACCUGUAUGAUUCCAGAUAGCCCUUUGCUAUCGUAUUCGGUCUGGCAAUGUGGAUCGGGACUCCAGCACCACAUGUCCAAGCGGCCCACCCGUCAUUGGUGCACUAGACGUGGUGCAUGACACUGCAUGUGAACAAAAACUCUAAAGGAAA